AUGCGAGUAAAUGCACUAAAUGGGAAGAGAAGGCCACACAAUCCCAUUCUUCAAGUGGAUGGUAUAACCUUCAGCGAUCCGGUAGAUACUUCGAACACGCUCGGCGAAUAUUUCGCGGGAUUGUCCUCGAUCUCCGAAUAUGAGCCCGAUUUCAUCCGUCGACAGGGAGCGGGUAUCACUUCGGUCAGCAACUUUGUGGUCCCUAUGAGUCGUCCUAAUAAUCCUCUCAACCGGAACUUCACCAUCGAGGAACUUUCUGUUGCCCUACGUUCCGCAAAAGGUGAGUCAACUGGCCCUGACGGUAUCGGCUAUAAGAUGCUGAAACAGUUGUCUCAGCUCGGACAGUCCACCCUUCUCAGCAUCUUUAACGACCUGUGGAAUACACACGAAUUUCCCGAGGGUUGGAGACACAGCCUAGUAAUACCUAUACCUAAGAUCGGUCAAAGCAGCAACAACUGUUCAUCCAAGAUUCUGGAAAGAAUGGCGAAUAGACGCCUGGUAACCUUUCUAACCGAAAAUAGGAAAUUGGACUAUCGACAGUUCGCCUUCCGACCGGACGUUGCACGUGACGUCACGGAAACGACAUUGACUCCGCAGAUGCUGUCCACCACAGCCGUUGCAGGAACCUGA
Toxorhynchites rutilus septentrionalis is the source of this 630-nucleotide messenger RNA. RefSeq lists its product as uncharacterized. The transcript has 3 exons. The coding region runs from base 1 to 630 and encodes 209 amino acids. The record is from RefSeq and is a predicted model, not a curated record. NCBI's taxonomy places the organism in Eukaryota, Metazoa, Arthropoda, Insecta, Diptera, Culicidae.